Cataglyphis hispanica is the source of this 744-nucleotide messenger RNA. RefSeq lists its product as uncharacterized. Gene Ontology annotation, biological process: retrograde protein transport, ER to cytosol; endoplasmic reticulum unfolded protein response. The record is from RefSeq and is a predicted model, not a curated record. Lineage: Eukaryota; Metazoa; Arthropoda; Insecta; Hymenoptera; Formicidae. The coding region runs from base 115 to 615 and encodes 166 amino acids. The transcript is spliced from 5 exons. Gene Ontology annotation, cellular component: endoplasmic reticulum membrane; Derlin-1 retrotranslocation complex; Derlin-1-VIMP complex.
CAGGGUGGAAAAAGAAGAGAAAGAGGGGCAGAUUGUUGCAUAGCAGAUCGUGACAUUUAAAUUAAUGUCAGCUAAUGUUUUGAAAAAUUUUAUCUUGAAUACGUAAAAAGGAAUAUGGAGAACGUCGACAGCCCGAGCUAUUUCCAAACGAUUUGGGCUCUGAUAGCUUCCGUAGGAUGGUAUAUCGUAGGGCUCUUGUUUAUUUUAUACCAUACAUAUCCAUAUAUUCAAGAGAAGUAUAAAAACUGGAGAUUUGUGAGAAACCAGCAUAAUGCUGCAUUUGGUAAAAAGACUGAUGAAUUACCACAAUUGUCAGCUAAUGUGGAGCUAACACGACAGAAAAUGCAAGAAGCAUAUAAUAAGAGUUGUGCCUUGGCACAAAUUAAAGAAGAAGAGGAGAAAGAGAAGAAGAGACAGAAGGUUGUAAAAUUAUUGGAAAAUAAAAGUGUAGGUACCAAGCUAGGUAGCGCAACAGAUGACGAAAAAACGACGGAACCUAAUACAAGUAUGAAAUCAAGGUUGCUUAAAUCAGAAUAUAAUCCUUUAAUGGGUGAUAAUUCUCGGGGAUAUCGGCCUCCAAAACGUACUUGUUGUAAAAAGGGUGGGUGUGGUUAAUUGCAGUUUUGCAGAUUCUUAUAAAAAAUCCCAUUUAUUUUUGUGAAACGAAUUUAAUUAAGUUGCUAAAAAUAAAAAGAAGAUAACUGACGCGGAGAAAAUAUACUUAAAAUGUGCAAUAUUCUAUAA